GAUUGAACGGGUUUUGUUUAAUCCGCCGGACGGGACGUAACACUAUUUUUCUAAUCACACCGGGAUUAUGACAGACGCUGGCUUCUUCAAGGGUACAAGUGCUGAGCAAGAUGCCAGGUUCGCUGAUAAAAAGAAAAAGUUGAUGAAAACUAUGAAAUUCGGAGAAAACUUGGCUCAAAAGGUUGACAUGUCCAAAAUUAAUUUGGAGUCUAUAAGACCAUGGAUUGUUAAACGUAUAACAGAGCUUUUAAACUUUGAGGAUGAGGUCGUCUGUGACUACAUUUUCAACCAACUGGAGGAGCGCGUAAGUUUGCUUACUUUUUUCGUUGUUAACACUGAAUUCAUCAUAGAAGCAACUUUAGUUGUGGUUAAGACUAGAUCAGGGUCUAACUAUUAUCAUGGCUUGCCUCCGUUCGCUGAAUAAUUUUGUCAGAUGACUCUGGGUCAUUAGAAAUAGUUACUUAAAUAAUCAAUGUAGUGUUCGUCUUGAUCAACCUAUCACCUGCGCAGUUCUUUAGUGAAAGGCCUGAGUUUCUCUUAGACAACUACUUUCAGUCCAGGUUUUUUUGUCCAAAAGCCGAAUGUGUAGGCUACUUUACUCAUUAAACACCUACUUACCGGGAGUUUGCUUUCACCAUAGUGUUACUCAUUUCGAAUUUCGUGUGUAAAAGCCACCUACAAACAAGUUGCAAAAAAGCGGUCAGGUAUUUUACUGUUUACUAGACACGUCGUAAUUCUGGGAUACGUCUUUUUAUGAAAUUAGUUAGCUUUGUUACCUGUUGAAGGUCAAACAUGCACUAAUAGUCAUGGUGUGUAUGGUUCCUUCAUAAACGUAAGAACGGAACAGAUGUGCAUCGACCUAGUUUACCAUACCGAAUCAGCGCACUGAUACGAUUAGUGCUUCUUGUAUGUGCAUUCUGAACGAGGGCAGAUAAUCAGUUAUUUAAACUGGAAACAUUGAACUGAGCUGUUAUUUGUCAUGCCUCAUUCUGUUCUUAAGGCAUUAGCAGAUCGGUAAGCUUUCAAUACUGACAUCUUUCUAAGUAGUAAAAGUACGCAUGUGUGGAAGCUGACAUAUUGGUGAUUUGCUGUACGUCGAAACUAAGGGAAAUUUGCAUUAAGUAAAAAGGAUCAAGAACUUUGCAUUCUUUGUACAUUGUUUGUACGUUAUCGUGUUAUUUCCCAAUCAGUUUUCGGUAUUUUGAUUUCCUAUGUGGAUACAGCUUGUAAGGGGUUUACGAUGCUGAGUAUUACAUUUAUACCGAUGUAUGCCAUCAGUCAGUCAGCUACAACGUAGGACCAGGCAUAUAUAUAUAUGCAUCGGUCCAAGUUGCCAUACCGCACAGCAGGAUGAACACCGGAUUCAUAGGAGUAGUUAAGUCAGUGGUGGUAAUAUAUAAAAGAAAGAUUGCAUAUAAGGAUACAGUACAGGAAGAAAGAAUUAGUUCGUAGGAAGUUAUGAGGCGAUUUUAAUCUCACCAUUUUGAUCGAUUCUGAGCCAUGUCACCAAGAGUCUCUAACCAUUGGUUACGAGUCACGCGAACCCCGACCAAGUAAUCUGCAUCUACCAAUAUGGCUCAGAUCAGAAGUUAGUGACUUUAAGCAAUGGUGCCAUGUUUUGGUUUGGCCCCCCCCCCAACUUUCAUUCAACCAUCUCUAACACUAGUCAGAAAUGCGCGUCGUAGUAAUCGGUGUUCAGGCAUGCAUAACACAUGGCCCAACCAUCUCAUUCGAUGAAGAUUCACAACUUCAUCAACUGAUUUACCAUCAUUUCCUAAUACCCUGCUUCUAACCUCACUAUUACUGACCCGGUGAUCCUAGCAGAUGCCAGUAAUAUUUUUAAGGCAUCUCUGGUCAAAUACUAGUAGCUUACGAGUAUCUUCAACUCUUAGUGUCCAUGUUUCGCAACCGUAAAGUAGAACAGAACGGACUGCCGCGCAGUAUACUUGUCCCUUAAUUGAUAAACGGAUAUCUCGCCUUCGCCAUGGAAUUUUAUGUCCAUCGUUUCCAAUUGCUGUUUUUAUUCUACACCCAAAAUUAAAUUCGUGGCUGUCCAGUCGUUUAGAUGCUUAUACCUCCGCAGAAAAUCUGAUUUGAAAGCAGCUAUUCUUGUUACUGGCGCUUAGCAUUUUGUAGUAACUUCACUUUUCCUAACAUCUGAAAUUAGGUUUUUACAUAUUUUAGUCACCCACCACAAGUAUUUUAGCAUGUCAGCUGAAAAAUAGUGCUAUGAAUAGAUUUUAACGUAGUUGGGGUUUAUUGACUUACGAUAUAUAAACCAGUUAAUACUGUAUUAUUCCAUUUUUAAAUUAACUUAUAAUAAUGACCAUUUUUUCCAAUUUUAAAGUUGGUUUCGAUUAAAUUUUCAGGUCUUUUGGGAUGCACAUCGACAAACAAUGGUGGAACUCAGGUCUCCUGCGACGCACUGAGUGCGCUGCCGGUACACAUUUGAGCUUGUCUGAAAAUCUAUUAAUUUAAUAAUUAAUUCUCAUUGUCAGUUAAUUGGGUAUUCGCUUCCCCAACUUAUGUGUUAUUUUCUGUUCCUUCUAGCAUCCAGACCCAAAGGAAAUCCAGAUUAAUAUAACGGGAUUUUUAAACAGCAAAAAUGCGAGGGUGUUUUUGUCAGAACUAUGGGAUUUAUUGUUAUCUGCCAUGCAGACACCGGAUGGCGUUCCUGCAGCUUUUCUGGAGGCCAAGAAAGAAGAGAUCGCAAAGCGUCAGGAGGACGAAAAAUUUGUUCUCGAAAUGAGAAAGAGGGAAAAUGAGCUAAUUCAGAAAGGAACUAAUCGAACGUCUAACAUGAGUUCCGAACAAAUAGAUAAUCAGAAGCGCGUUUCGUCUGUCAAAAGCAAUGGAGUAGCAGAAUCUGAAGAGCCGGAAAGUAUGCACUUUUAUGGUAGUUGUCCAUCUGAAAGUUUUAGUAUCCAUAUGUGAUGAGACAGAAAAAUGUUAUAAUCUAAAGAUUUACAUUAUCGACUGCCAAUCACAUCAUCUCAUAUUUAAAGCUUCCAGUUUGCAAACAACAGGUUACAAUUUCUAUGACCUUGGGGCAUCUACGCUGCUUGAGGAGCUAAAUCUAACCUACAAAAGUGUUUCUAGAAACAGAUACAUGAACAUGUAAACUUUAAGGUUCACUACUUGGUUCUAUCCUUUCAAGUUUCAGAAAAGACUUGAGUGGUUCUAUUGUCAGCAAUUCGUCAGUCAUCAGUUGGGAUUAAUUUAGAGCUCGACUCGAAUGUGCGUUGGCCCAAGUUGGCAUGUUACGUUGGUACGGUGUAAUUAAAUUUACAAGAUAAAUAGCGAAGGAACCAAGGUAUUGUAGUGGCAGACAAUGAGAAUGACUAAGCGUUGAUAAUGCUCAAAGGGACAAUACAUAGGGAAAUACUGGAACUUAAUUCGUAGGGUAAAAUAAAGGAUAAAUGCAUCUACAUUGUAACUGAUUGAGUCACAUCAAGCAACAUCUUUGACCAAUGAAUUGGUUGGUGCACUCAAUUACUUCACUUCAUAUCGUUAGUUAAGGUGUUGAUUUUGUAUACGAAUAUAUAUUUAUUCGGAGCUUUGGUAAGGAAGCAUAGGUGUGAAAAAUGUUAAUGAAAAUGAUCAAAAUUGUCAUGAUUUCUCUCCAUAUGGUAAUCAUUUGGAUCUUAACAACUGCGUAAUGUAAUCAUAACAGUUAAAUUCUUCUUUCCAAUAGUUAGGCCUUUCUUUACGUUUUUUCAAUAAUCCAGAUAUUACGAUAUCUAUCUCAAUACUUUAUACGAUUUUAUCUGGCCAUCAGUUUACGGAUUUAUCUCAGAGCCGAUUGGUUUAUAUCAGAGAAUCUAUCCGACUUCGUCAAAUGAGCUGGUCUACCAAACUUUAUUGAUGGUUUAUAAACCUAUUUGUCGUGCUUUGGAGUUAAUGGUCUUAAUUUAAAUUAGUGAAACAGCUAGAAAUCUAAGUUCAUUUAAAACUUGACACCACACACUGACCGGUAGUAUAUCUUGUUACAUUGCAACAUUAAUUUCAGAAACAACUAAUUAUAUUCUUAGUAUUUUCGACCUAAAAUUGCCAACACGACAUCUAGAUGACAAAAAGACUCACCAGUCUUAUAAAUCAAACAUCUCCAUCUUCAAAUGACAAUCCCCAUUCAAACAUUAAAACACGAACUUUAGCGAAAAGAUCCCUUUUCGACGAAUUUAUUUUCAAGCUGUACAGUCAUAUAUAUACAGCUGGCUGUCACGCAUUACAUGCAUAUCACUAGUACAAAGGUUUUGGCCCUCGCACUUCAUAACACAAAUAGAUAUAUGCCCUCCUUCAGUAAAGGUUGAUGGUCAUCUCUCAGUAUUUGCUGCCAUAUUUUCUAUCAUGUUUUCAAUUCGAAGGAUUAUGCCAGUGAUUUUAUUAAACAUAUGGCAGACAUUUUUUCAGCUUACGUUUUCCCGCAUAUAUACAUAAACCAAACAAGUUGAAACUCAUGCAGUUUAUGUACAUAAGCAUACACAUCGAGCAGCAUGCGAGAAUUUAGUCCCAAAAAGUGAAAUCCAGUUUAUUCGGCUUACAAAAGAGUAGUGGAUUGGUCCGAUCUCAUCGAUCGCCCAAACUAACUAGUAAAGUUUCUCUCACUACCUGACCACCACGUGGAGGCUUUAAGUCGGAUUUAGCUGUCUAGCCACGGGUAAUGCUCAUUUCAUCCUAAAAACACAUGUGACUUUCAAUUAUUUUCCUACCAUGCUUAGUUGAUGCUAUAAAGAUUAAAGUAUACUCAUCAGAAUCAUCGUAUUUAUUUUGCCAGCUUUUACCAAUCGCAACCGUUCUACUUCACGAACAGCAUCACCAGCCCCUCAACCACCUGCAACUACUACAGAAAGUCGUGAGAAACUCGAUGGAGCAACUAGUCGAACUGCUCAUCGAGAUGAAACGAGUUCGUCGCGUUCCCCUGAACAACACCGUCGCCGUCGUCAUCAUCACCACUCUCCUGAGAGAUGUCCGGUCGACACAAGACGCCGUAGAUCACAUUCACGCACUCGUCAUCGUCGUCAGCGUUCCAAAUCUCGCUCCAAGCUGGUGCAAAAGCCGAAAUCACCUGUCACUGACUGGAGAAAAGACUUGAUGGCCGGUAGACGUCGCAGUCCACCGGAAAUGCCUGAAAGUAGUUAUUAUGGAAACGAAAAACGUUCAAAAGGCCAUAAGCAUUCCAAAAAACACGAUAAACAAAGACAUGGUAACAGUCAUUCACACAAAUCUCACAAAAGGUCUCCGUCUCACAACGCAGACUAUUAUCGACCUCGCAAGCAUACUCAUAAUUCUGGAUCCCGACACCAUAACAUAGUCGAAGUUAACGAGAGAGAUCAAAGAUCAGGUUGUUUAGAACAAUCAAGAAAAGAUGGUUUUGCUGAAAACUACAGAAAAUAUGAAGGUCCUGACCUACCUUCUCAUUAUGAUUAUCGUUCGUCUAGUAGAUACAGACAUGAUGCUGAAUCACACGGUCGCAACGCAAGCCCAGAACCAAGCCGCGCGCGCGAUAGAGAAUCUGAUUGGCAUCUCAGAGAUCAUGAUCACCGACAUAGUCACCACUCUAGUCACAUAAAAAGAAGAGAAACCUCAUCUGGACACGAAAAUUUAUCCUUUGAAAGACGCCAGUAUCACCGUUUACCGAGUCCUGAAGGGCCGUCAUUGCCCCCAAAUAUUUCCAAAAGACCUUCAGAUUCUAGGAUAAUCGAAGGUCAGCUAGUUCUUUUUGUCAAUGUUAUGGUGAAUAUAAUACAUUUUGCUCAUUCGUUUUCAAUAUUGUCUAAGUUUUGUCUCAGUUGCAUAUAAAGUUGUUUGUAGUGAAGUUUACUGAUAAUAAAAACCUGCUGUAGAUAAUUCAGUUAACUUCGUAAGGUGAUUUCAGCGUUCCAAGGGCACAUUUACCGUGACAAAUAGUAAUAUGACCAUUAAUAUUACAGCGUGCCUGCAAGUUGUGAUGGGUUGGCUCCAGAGGUCUUCAAGUAUGGUGGUCCAGUUUUAACGAUUAGGUUGACUAAUAUUUUAGCUAAAAUCUGGUAACUAAAUGUAAUCCCAUCUGACUGGUCGCAAUCACUGGUUGUCCCAAUAUAUAAGAAGGGGUCUAAAUCAUCCUGUGAUAACUAUAGGGGGAUUAUUUUGACUAAUAUCAGUCAGUCAACUACAAAGUAGGACCAGGCGCAUAUAUGCAUCGGUUCAAGUUGCCAUACCUCAUUAGCACAACAAGAUGAACACCAAAUUCACAGAAGUAGUUGCUUCAAUAGUAGUGAUAUAUAAAAGAAGGAUUGUGUAUAUGGAUAUGAUACAGGGAGAAAGAAUUAUUUCAUAGAAAAAAAGGUAUGAAGCUAUUCUAAUCUCACUGUUUGAGAGAAGACAAAGACUGUAUUCACCUAUGCCAUUGUGAGCGAUUCUGAGCCAUGUCACCAAGAGUCUCUAACCAUUGGUUACGAGUCACGCGAACCCCGACCAAGUAAUCUGCAUCUACCAAUAUGGCUCAGAUCAGAAGUUAGUGACUUUAAGCAAUGGUGCCAUGUUUUGGUUUGGCCCCCCCCCCCAACUUUCAUUCAACCAUCUCUAACACUAGUCAGAAAUGCGCGUCGUAGUAAUCGGUGUUCAGGCAUGCAUAACACAUGGCCCAACCAUCUCAUUCGAUGAAGAUUCACAACUUCAUCAACUGAUUUACCAUCAUUUCCUAAUACCCUUAGUCUAACCUCACUUCAACCGAUGUAUAUAUGCUCCUGGUUCUACGUUGUAGCUAACUGACUGACUUACAUAAUUAUGGUACUAACUCAAAAGUAAGUGUUGUACAAUCCAGGGAAUGAGCUGUUUAUCAGUAUUCGAUAAAGUGCACUAUUUUACAUAAUAGUAGUUGUAAACGAUUUACCUUCAGGGUAAUAGAAUUUCCUCCUGAGUUUGUUGAAUUUCCUGUGACUGGGAGUAGAGACAAAUAGGUUAAUCGUCCAUUCUGAAUUUUCAUUAUCAGAAUGUGACACUUGUUUGAAAGAUGGGAAGCUCAUUUUAUCCAUAAUAUUAUAUAGAUCCAUCGUUCCGAAUGCGAAAACUAACCAUAUAUCAGAUAAACACACACUACCAAUAUAUCAGAUAUGGAUUUCACUGCAUUGAAGAUGCAUUGGUUCUUCAUUUGUUGUCAGUUUGUGACGAAAAAUUACUUCGGAAGUACAAUUCUCCACGUAAUUUUUAGUUAAAUAUUAAUUGAAUGCUUACUAAUGACUAUCUUUAAAGUUUGAAAGGAUUCAAGUAACAGGACUUACGGAUCAAUGUGGUGUCAUAGUUUAAUAAUUUUAAAGUUGUUUAAUUUUCUUAAAUUAAAGUUGCAAUCUAACUUCCCCAACUUUGUUGUUUGCUUCCAGGAGUCCCCAGUAAGCGUACAAAACGUGAGGCAUCUGCUUCGUCAAGCAGCUCAUCAACCAGCAGCAGCAGCUCUAGUAGUAGUGGUAGUAGUAGUAGUGGAAGCUCCAGUAGCAAUGAAAGCGAAAGCGAAGGAAAUGGAGAAGAAUCUAAAAGGCCACAAAUUAAAAUCCCAAAGAAAGAACUCACCCAUGAAGGUCCUGCUCUCCCUCCAGAGCUGGAGGUAUCUCAACCUGAAGGUCCUGCUCUUCCUCCGGAUGUUGAACUCGCCGUAGAGUGGUCGGAAAACCCAGCCCAUUCUGGAUCUACAUCCCCAAGUUCGACAACUUCAGGAUCUUCUACUGGUGGCGAACACAGUGAGGAAUCGGGAUCAAGUUCAAGUGAUAGUGACAGUGGCAGCAGUAGUAGUAGUGGUACCGGUAGUAGCAGUAGCAGUGAAAGUGAUAAUGAAGCCAACACGAAACCUCAUAAAUCUGAAAGAAACGGUAAACACCCUAAAAGUCUUGGAAAUCAUAUGUCUCCUGAAGGUCCUGCUUUACCUCCUACCUCUAGCUCUAAUUCACAUAAGGUAUAUGCUCCUCCUGCAUAGUUGUUGCAUUUUCUGUUAUCAUUAUUACUAUUCCUUAUUUUUCAAAAAUUUGUUUCAUAACGGGUUUACUUGAAGGCUGAUAUGUAUUUUCAAAAUCUUCCGUUUCAGAAUGUUGAUAACAUCUACACUUUUGUAGCACAUGCACGUUGUGUAGUGCGAAAACUCUCCUAUCAUUAAUGUAGUUUGGUUAAAAAUUGAAUAAAAACACUUUCAUAUUGAUCCUUUACUGGUUCAUCGAGGGUUUUAUUAUUGUAUCAGUUUAUCUCCGAUAGUGAUCUGAAUCCUGCUUUUUUGGUGUCUGGCAUUGUGAAGAAACAAUUAAGCAUUAAGUCACUGUUGAAUACUCUCAUGAGUGAGUGGGAUCACAUGAAAGAAUUGUACGUGGUUGUUAUGCUUUACGUUUUCUCUAAGUCCUAGUAUUUAUAAUCAGAACUUGUGACAUCUGUAGAAGCUUGACCUGUUCUUACAGUAAUCCUGGGAACCUGAAAUAUUUAUGGAAAUUCGGAUCUCUACUUGUUCAUGUUGACAUAGUUCUAGGACUUCUUUUAAAACUAUAGAGUCAUCUAACUGUUAUUAAAUCAUAGGUUAAUUGUUCAUCCUAGUUGUUUAAUACAGACGUUCUUGUAAUCCAUUGCUUGAAUUAUAGCCCUACUGACUAUCCUUUCAGGACAAAUUGAUCUAGUACGUAUAUGCAAUUGGUGUCUGUUACGUAUAUUUAGUUUAGGCCUUUUGCCCCAGCGUCAUUGCAAAAAGUUAGUCAAAGUAAGAAUAACAAGACUCGCAGAAUAAAAUGAAUUUAUUUUAUAUCAGCUGCCAGGAGGCUUUAAUAUUAAUCGAAUUUCAUGCUUUCUGCUUUCUUACACUUUACCAGUCGGACAAGUUGUAUAGAUUUGGAAUGUCGUUGACAUUCUUUGUCCACUCAGUCAUAACGUAGCGCUUUCAAGAAGUUUGCGUCAACACAAGUGCCCACAUCAAAUUAGGAUAAUUAGAUAAAAAUAAAAAUAUGGACAGCUGAAUGUAAUAAUAAUAUUAUCAGUGAUUGUAGAAGACUAAGCAAAGAAAAUGACUCACGAAGAAAGAAUUGGUUCACGGAGUAAAAUUUUCCAUAAUAUUGAAACUCAUAAUCUAGUAUUUGUAGGAAAGGAAUGCAUGCGAUUGCUCUCCUUACCUGAUCUUAGCUUUCUUCCAACCAAGACUACAUGUUGGAGUAGACGUAACGCGUGUCAGCUAAAUCUGUCAGUGAAGAUUCACUGCUUCAUAUAUCGACUGGGCCAAUAAAAUACUCCUAACCUCAGCAUUAGUCACUCGGUUCUACUGUAUGCAAUCAUUGCUUGAGACAUCUUAUAGGUAAUGUACGUCUCCCAUUUUCACAGACCAUGUUUCACAGCAAUACAGAGCGGACAUCCUCACAUCGCAAGUAACCUCAAAUAGCAAAAGUCACACGAGUUUUCUGAAUCCAUGUAGAGAUUUCAUCAUGCACAAAACCACCAGAGUCAAUGAGACCAAGAUAUGUGGAUUGGUUGGCGCACCCAACUACUUUACUCUCUAUCAUUAGUUCAGGUUGACACAAACCGGUUAUAGAGCAACGCUUUGAAUUAAGGAGGGGAGGAAUGUAUCUCGUACGAGCUUAAAUUGUUUCUAAAGCCAUUUAAAAGACUGCAGUCUUAGUGUCUUCACUAAACAGGGGUAUGUCUUCUACGUACUCCAGGUAGGUGAAUGAGUUUACAGAAGAGUGUGAUUCUUAGGAUGAUAUCUAUGACAAAAACGGAGAUAAUGGACUCCCGUAACGAAGAUCACCUAAAGUUGACGAUUCCAACAAUAGUUGAACGUGAACGUUGAUUCGAUCAAUAUUACCCGUAUAAAGGGCUUUUACAAAUUUUGUAUACUUUAGCACACCUUUUAACGACGAACCUAGUGGUCUGGCACUCUGAUUUGUUUUAAGGAAGUUUUCAAGGCUCUUCGUAACCUUUUAAACUCCUUACUUACGCUAAAAUUCGUAUUUUAGACUACUUUAAGCAUUGAUAAAAAUACAACCAACUUAAGCAUUCUUCAUAUUCCUAUCUUCGAGGUAAACAUAAGGAAACUUGUCAGCUGUCUACUUUCUGAUACUUACAAAAGAUAGGUUUAUCUGUAUAAGUGUCAAUUCAUGAUCCAUUUACUAGUUUGGAGAUUAUCUAAGACCUGAAUAAGGAUAACACUUGUUUUGUAGUGACCAUCUAUAUUCUAUUUUGUGAAAGUUAAUUUUUUUAUUUUUUUGUGUAGAGGAUUGACCCCCAUGAAUCAGUUGAAGAGGUUUUACGUCGACGGGCUUUGGAGUCUUUACUUCGGAGCUCACAAAAACUCCGCGGUUCUCCUUAGAUGGAAUGAGUCGAUUUCCAUUGAUUUGUGGAUUAAAUUUUACAAUAUUUUCCUCUUUUGCAUUAUUUGAGACAACACAUACUUUUGCCGGUUUAAAUAAAUAGGAAAUAAAUGUAAACAAAAGCUGGGUCAUUUUCCUAAAAAUUCUUCAAUAUGAUCAGAUAUCUUCAUAAUAAACCAGUGUAUUGUCAGUUGUCGAAUUUCCUUUAACCCCCUUUUGUAUAGACACUCCGAAAAUUCAUAAAUUAUGUUUUGUUGAAAUGAAUGCUAAAUUGUAUUUUUUUGAAGAAUUGCAUGUCUUAAUUAUACUGGGUUUUAUAAUAUGCAAUGUUUAUAUAACUAAACAAAUUGAAAAUAUACUCUUUCAUGAUCAGCGUUAAAUAUCUGUAUUGUAAGCAUGGUAGCAAACAAAGUUAUUUGCCAUUUUCUCUCUUCUUAAUCCAUUUGAAAUUUAUCGAGAAAGCAUAUUUAACCGAUGUUCUACUUAAAAAGUGAGAUUUUUUGCAUUAAGAAAAUAUGUUUCAGUAGUUUAUAUUAUUUCAGCUAUAUUAAGUAAAACGAUCAAUUUCGAAAUAACUGUUGAUUUAGGAGGCUAAAUAGCUCCCUUAAAAUUUGUGAAGAACAGUUGCUUCAUAUGUGAAACCGUCUCACUCACUUCUGUUUGAGCAUUCAAAUAGUAUCACUAAUCCUCAAAACUAAAUACACAAAUUUGUACUUGGUACAGAUCUCUGAAAUCGAAAUGUGGGUGUUCAAAAUAUACAUAAUGUUUGGUAAGCGUGACUUCUAAGGUUUCACCUUUUAUCACCGUAUAAAUAUUUAUUUGGUGUUCCAUACCUACUUCUCUAGGAUACGACAGUACAAACCAAAAUAUCAGAGAACGUUAAUUUUUGGAGUAGGGUCUAAUUAACUUAAACUUUUGUAAUGUAAGUCGUUGAAUUCAGGUUUAAGUAGUGGACUUUAGGGCACGGCUCUUGUGUGAUGGCUCGUUACGCUAACCGAUUGUCAAAACUGAAGGCUGAGCGGGGCUCAAACCUGCUUUAACUACUUUCUCGUUACAUUAUGAUUAGUUCAGUAAAUACGGAUAAUAGCCUAGUAAUAUACAAAUAAACUUUUCUCCAUGCCAGUCACAAACCCGAUUACAAUAUCUUCCGUCAGUAUUUGUUCUGAAAGCCUUAGAUUUAAGGACCAGUUUGAGAAGCCUUUAUUGUGCUAUACUUUUCCUCGUUGAGUUAACCAGCACUGAGAUAAUUUGAUCCUCAGCUGAUUAAAAUAAAAUACACAAAUAAGAUGGUUCUUGGUUCGUAAAAGCCAUUGGCUAGCUUGAUACGUUUUUCGAAACCAGCUCGUGAUGUCAUUAGGAACGGUUUUAUCAGCGAACAGAAUGAGUCGUAGUGUAAGAGCGGUAACAAGUGUGUAUCGGUCCAGCUUGCUAUAACCCGCACUGCCAUUGCAUUUGAAGGGAUUAUUAAAGCCCAAGGUGAGAGAAAUUAAUUCCAAUCGUAAGGCAGAUCGAAACAUUAGUAGUACCAUCGAUAAAGGAUUAGUGAGGUCGAACCAAAUAGGAAGUCUGCACCAUUCAACAUGGCUUAUCUCAGUCUGAUAACCACAAUUGUUUAACGCUGUUCUACAGUCCUCUGGGAAUGCUUAUAAGUAUUAAUCCUAGAAUACGUAUUAAUCAUAUUGCUUCGAAAUCGCUACUCAUCAUCUAGUUCAUUGGAAUCACAGGUAUGAAUUCAAGUUCACACAUUCUCAAGUUUCUGUGUAAUGCUGAACAAGAGAUUAAUAAUUAAGAUGUAAUAAUAACACUAUUUAUAGAAUUGUAUAAAUAACAUAGGCUUUUAUUAAUAUAUUGAUUUAUUCUUUUUGUAAACUAUUGUUCAAGUGUCUUUUGUCUAGUGAGAGCACAUUAGAAAACAAGACAUGUCAAUAAUGUCCUUGUUCUUUCUCUCAUACAAAUACAUUAAUCAAUAAUUAUACUUAAUUAGAGUAAUUCACAGAUGGAAAAUAAGAUAUUAAUUGGUUUUGUAAUAAUGUGUUUUUCAUUAAAAUCAACAUGUUUAAUUUGAUAACAUUUUUUCAUUGCAUGUUUUAUAUGUCUGUGUAUUCAAAGUGUAUUUAUUCCGAUAAUUUUAUGCAUGUAACGUGGAUUAUAAGAAGUCGUUCAGAUUUAGCUUUUAACAGUAAAUGACCAUUCUGUUUAGCACCAUGUUUGAAAGUACUCGACAAUAAAACUGCUUGACAGUUAAAUCCACGUUUUCAAAGCUCAAAACACCAAAAGGACAGAUAAAUGACCAUAUGUUUGUUUAUGAUUCAGACUCAAUCCAUAUGAUUACGUAGAUAAAAUACAUAAAUGGUUCACAUCACUUUCUAAAUCUCAAUAAAUAAAGACAUUUGUUAAUAUAAAACUGAGUAUGGUUAAUUGACUGUUAUUUAUGAACUAUUUUUAAAUUUAAAUUAACGAGGCUUCUGUAAACAAACUAUUGCUGAGCAUCUGUGUUGAAACCGAGUGACUGACGUUUAAAGGUUCACUGAAUUCGUGCUAUAUGGUGACUACCAUUUACAGCUACCAGAAAGUAUUUGUUUCCAUCAUAAAUUUGGUUGAAAUCAAGGUACCUUACUAGAAAUCAUAGAAGGGUAGUUUAGUUGUUUGUAUUGGCCACUAGAGCAAUAACAGGGAUAAAUAUUUUUUGAGCUAUACCAUAAGUUGUUGAAAUAUGAAGCGUUCUAACCACCACAUACUCAUAUCAUGACUCAAAAGGUUACUGGUUAAGUAUAAAAUUUGAAAAUUGCUUUCUUAACAUCUACUUUGAUGGAGCUGGUUUUAAAAUGCCUAGUUUCUAAUUCGAAAUCGGAAGUUAAACAAGUUAUCCGGUUAAUUUAUCGUUAGGAAAUGAUUCACGUGUUAUUCAUUCACAUCGACAUAAAAAUUGCUGAGGAGUCCCAUACUAGGACGAAGCGGCCGUUCAGUACUUCCAGGUUUUCCAUGGUGGUCUAGCUUCAAUUGACUCAUGAUUUCAACAAGUGAAAUUUCUAAAAAUCUCCACAAAACCCAUUCUGAUAAUAAAAGUUUAUAUCAAACUGUAUCAAAACAGUAUGUUAAAACUACCAUUAAAAUUCUCCUAUAAUCAAAAACAAAGUUUUCUGGAGAGUUUGGAUUCCAGCGAUCAAUGCUUCCAAUGACAAAUUUUUUAAUACAGUAACAAAGAUUGUUUCUUAAAGUUACACGUGCGGCAAUGGACUAGUAAUUACAACAUUAGCUUCCAAUCCACGUCGUAAUUCUGAAUCCUCCUUCAUCUGUUUCUAUUUGGAGACUCGGGUAUCAAUAUUAGCCUUCAAAGUAUAGUAUAGAGACCUUCAAUAGAUAACUGAGUUGCACUGAAUUAAAACUUUACAAAAUUUAUUCAGAAUCGAGACAAAUAUACACGUCCUUUUGAGUUUUUGGAUUCAAUACACUCAAGUGUAUCUGAAAAGAGGACAGUUCUGUUACAUGUUGUUUCUUUCUUCCUCUUAUAUGUGUAAAGCACUUCUUAUUUAAUUACAUUACAGUUAGCAAAAUCAAUAUUUUAAACAAUCUUACGGUGCGCUU
Messenger RNA from Schistosoma haematobium, 13889 nucleotides. RefSeq names its product Serine incorporator 3. The record is from RefSeq and is a predicted model, not a curated record. Gene Ontology annotation, biological process: regulation of mRNA splicing, via spliceosome; mRNA processing. The coding region runs from base 5092 to 5799 and encodes 235 amino acids. NCBI's taxonomy places the organism in Eukaryota, Metazoa, Platyhelminthes, Trematoda, Strigeidida, Schistosomatidae. The transcript has 6 exons. Gene Ontology annotation, molecular function: RNA binding. Gene Ontology annotation, cellular component: spliceosomal complex.